AUGAAACGUCGUUCACUUUCACCUCGCGAACAUCCUACUGCAGUGCGUUAUCGGUCACGAUCGCCCAUGCAGCAAGAUAGCAGGAACAGGGGAUCUCUCGCGGCUAAGUCUAGAGCGGAAUUGGUACAAUCCAUUCAAGCAGAAAAGGCAGUAGCGGAAAGCCUUGAGGCAUUAGCCCAACAAGCCAGGCAUGAACAAUGGGCACUGGAACGCGAGCUAUCGGACCUCGACAAGAUGGAUGACGACGAGCCCUAA
This is a messenger RNA of Penicillium angulare, 255 nucleotides long. RefSeq lists its product as uncharacterized. Lineage: Eukaryota; Fungi; Ascomycota; Eurotiomycetes; Eurotiales; Aspergillaceae. The record is from RefSeq and is a predicted model, not a curated record. The transcript has a single exon. The coding region runs from base 1 to 255 and encodes 84 amino acids.